Cottoperca gobio is the source of this 2675-nucleotide messenger RNA. RefSeq lists its product as uncharacterized. NCBI's taxonomy places the organism in Eukaryota, Metazoa, Chordata, Actinopteri, Perciformes, Bovichtidae. The transcript has 7 exons. Bases 48 to 725 code for a protein of 225 amino acids. The record is from RefSeq and is a predicted model, not a curated record.
UUAAAGGCGACCGAGGUGACCGACCGAGGCGGAAACAACUUAUUACAAUGGUAACGACCACGGCAACACACCAUAAGAACCGCGCUGCAAACAUGAACUCGAUAGUUGAUCCAGUGCGUUUGAUAAUUUUCUAUCUGCUAUUUGUGAAUGUGAUGUCUGCACCUGCAGCAAAUUCUCCAUCAGCUCUAACCUGCGACGUCACUCAACAACCGAAUGGGUUAUAUCUCUACCAACUCUCCCGUGCUCCCAGUUCAUCCAACUGUAGCACAUGCUGGGAGGACCGCGAGGAAAUCAUUGCCCGGGACUCUAAAUUUAAUAAACCAGUCCAGUUCCUGACCAACCAGUCAAUCACGCUGAAUGAAUGCAAGGACUACCUGCACUACACACAGGACUGUACGUCGACUUCAGCCACCCCACGGACCCACUCCAAAGCCCUGGGCUUUGAGGAAGCCCACUGCAAAAUCAACUGCAGCCACCUCAUGGACCCUCUCUCAACCCCGGUGAACUCUACGUUGAGUGUGCCCAGGCAGAACCAUGUUCAUGAUGGCAUCGGAUAUUCUCUUGUAGUCGUAGUCGUAGUCGGAGUCGUAGUCGGAGUCGUAGUCGUAGUCCUCGGGGUUCUGUUCUACAAAAGGAAGAGAAAAGAAUCUCUGGACAACAGAGUUUCAUACACUCCUGCAAUUGGACAGAUUAACAUCGAGGGACAGGAGAUGGCGGAAGUCUAAACUAGAUGUAAACCGACUCCUGACUAGUAAAGUGUGUGUGUGUGUGUGUGUGUGUGUGUGUGUGUGUGUGUGUGUGUGUGUGUGUGUGUGUGUGUGUGUGUGUGUGUGUGUGUGUGUGUCGUAUAUGCAUUGUUUUUUAAAGAAAGAAAAUUAGUUUCUGUUUUUAAAAUGGUGCUUUUGGAGCCAGAUUUUCUUUUCAAUCCAUUUUUCUAUGGAUUUCCAUUUGAAAUGAGCUUCAGUGUUUAACCUGGUCUGUGGAUGGACCAGGACAAACAUUUCGGAGGGUCCAAAAUAAUCCGUCCUCUGGACAGAGCAGGACUAUCGGUUUCCCCGUUUCCAGUCUAUGCUAAGCUAGGUUUACCGGACUGCUUUGCUUUUAAAGGCUUUGAAAAAAGCGGGACCAACUCUAAGCUUGUUUUCAAAAAAGAUACCAAGAUUACAGUGAUGUUUGUGGUAAUUAAAAGAUGAAUGAAAGUUUAUUUAUACUUCGAUCGUCUCACAGCUGAUUGCAAAUCACGUCACAUAUGGAGCAGCAGUUUCUGCCCCUCAGCACUUCUCUCCCAGCAGCAUCUUAAGUAAAACUUGAGAACGCAUUGUGACGUUAGUCAACCGUUUUUAAUGUUUAAGGAGUUGUUCAAGAAAGUCACACUUUCCCGAGUAUCAGACUGCUGUCAUUUUAGUGUGUUACAUUUUCAAUCCACAUCUCCUCUGGGACCAUGUGCAUGUCAAAUGGUUAUUAAAAUACACUGUCAGUCUUUGCUUCCAGUGUUUACGCUGGAAGAAUGUGGAAACCACCAGAUUUCUCCCAAACUAUCCAGGAAAGACAACUUCUGAAUAAAUCAGAGGCUACAAAUAGGUUGUGAUGUUGCAGAAUCCCGUUUCCAGACUUGAUUCUUCCAGCCAUAACUGGUUGCCAGAUGUAGUCUGGUUGUAAAGGAGCUGGUCUGGCUGUAGUUUAGCUCCUUAGCUGAACUCAAGAUUUAGUGCCCUGACACACCAAGCUGACUUCAAAGAAUUGAUGCCGUUAAAAGACGACAGAUCAACACUUGGCAUCUUUGCCGUCACCUGAAAAGUCGAAAAGUCCAGGUCGUUUUAGUAGAGACUUCUGUAUAUAAUGAAGCAUCUGAACAAUCGGAAAACGGUUAAAUCUCUUCUUCCAAUUCAUGAUUUAGUUAUCCUCAUUUACAUAUUUUUCUGUUUCUGUUGUCCGACAACUUAACAAGCACAAAAUAAUGAUUUAUUGUCAUUUCCAAGCUGCUGCACUGCUGAAAUCAUUAUUGUAUAUGUGUAUACAUAUACUGUAUAUAUCGCAACAAAGGUUAACAUCAAUCCAGGUUAAUUACAACAGCUUAAAAUGGAUCGAUCACAGAGGUACUUAGUAAGUCAGGCCCCCAGAACCCCAACCUCAACCCCAACCCUAGACUCGACCGCGGUGGUCAGCCAUAAACGUCCAACCUGAACAGUCCCCUAUAACCACUGGUUGGCUUGGUGUAUCAGGGCUUUCAGCUCCAGCGACUGCAACAAUCCAAACAGGCUUCGUAUCCUAAAUCCCAAAUGUCACCAAAAAAUCCAUAGACCAUAAAAUGAUCCAUGGUUGACAAAUAAGGGAAUGGAAAUUUAAAAAAGGAAGAGAACUUUCAAUCAGGUUAUCUGACGUAACGCCACAAGAUGUGGACUGUCAGAGCUCCUAUUGAUCGACAGUGCUACUGAUCUUCCACUGUGGAAGUUGGGAGAUUUGUUUAUUAGCUUAUAAUAAAUAAAUAUAAAUAUAUAUAAAUGUGUAUAUAUAUAUUACCUGAUCGAGUUUCUGUAUUGUACAGAACGGUUGUAGACUGACUGCACGAACAUGAAGUUUGUGCGCAGGUCAGUUGUUACGUUUGAUCUCUGGACUCUGGACUCUGGUAUGACCAGAAAUCAGCUUCAUGUUUUUACACGAGAUCCCUGAUAGAU